AAAUACAGAAAAUACAAUGAUCUUCAAAAAAGGUAAACUCGAUACAACAGAUCGAUUGUAGUGCUGAUUAAAACACACUAGCGUAAAGAGGCGUAGUUUUGUCCCUUUAACUCCAUUCCCAGUGAGGUGAUAGGCUAAUCACCUGUCCCGUGUAGCGCAUGCGCAGUAGCGCGAACGGGAGCCGCGGUCCCCUCGCCAGCCAGCAUCACAGAGCUGGGGGAGAAGAGCAACAGCGGAAGCUCUUGGUGCAGAAAUGGGUGAAGUCCCCUGGCAUCCCCAUGAGGUAGGGGCUGAUCUGCGACGUUUAGAUGACAUUUACCAUUUCACCGUGCAGUUCAUAUGAGAAAGCAGGUAAUGUGCCUGCAGAUGUGAGUGAAUCAUAAAACCCUCCACAAACCCUUCACUAGACUCCAAAAAAAAAAAACUGGAGCAGUUACUUUAUUGAUUUUCUGACUGCACCCCAUACUGGCAGACUGUGCCUCCCAGGAGUGCAGCUCCCAGACCCCUGUACCAUCCAGACAGAAUGUUCUCUUCCAAUUUCCUGGGUGGGGGGAACCCUCUGAGUGCCAUGUCUUCUGCGGUGAACAAGUUUAGUCUGUUCAGUGACGACACUGAGGAUGGAAAAGAAAAGCAGCAGCAGGGGUCUCUGAAGCAGAAAAUUCCUGAACAGCAUGGAAAUGGACAGCCUCCGUCACAAGGAUCUCAAAAACACAACACUGAGAAGCCACCAGGAGGGCGCAUGGAUGAUGCUCAAAAGCAAGGAAUAGGCAGGGGGCUACCUCAGGAUCCAGCGUCUGGAAGAGGUAGCCCUCAACAACAAAGAGCUGGUAGAGGAGGACCUCAUCAUCAUGGGGUGGGGAGGGGAAAAUCUCCACAGCGUGAAACAGGAAGCAGUGGACCUCUGCACUAUGACCCUAUAGGACCUGGGACUCACCAAGCUGAAACUGCUACAGCCUUUGCUUCAGGCGCAGAGUCACUCUGUCCAAUCUGUAAAAACACAAAACUAAAUUUUCACUCCAAGGAACCACCCAACCAUAACACCUGUACACAAUGUAAAUCUGUUGUCUGCAGCAUGUGUGGCUUUAGUCCUCCAGAUGCAGCAGCUAAAGAGUGGCUUUGCCUUAACUGCCAGAUGCAGAGGGCCCUUAGAGUUGAAGAACCAUCUACCCCCUUCAUAUCCAGCAAAACACCCACACCAUCUCCAUCUCCUGUCAAGCAAAGCUCAUCAACAGCACAAAAGAAGGACUCCACACAGAGCAAAGCCUUACAUCCAUCCUCCAGUCAGCAAAGCAAACCUUCAGAGGGUCAUAAACCACCUGGACAGGACAGUUCCACUACAGCAAAAGAAACCAUGUCAACUCCACAUCCACAACAAAAGCCAACCCAGCAGCAAAAACAAAAAGAUGCCCAAUCACCUGCCAAGUCUAAACCACCAGCACAACCUGAACCUCCCAAGGAGCAGUCUGGAUUUUUUGGUUUCAGAUCUGGUGGUGCCCGAUCCCGUUCACCAUCUCCUCAGCCUUCAGUUUCUGCUGUUUCUGGGAAAGUUUUAGGCUUUGGCUCCUCCCUUUUCAGCUCUGCAUCUAAUCUGAUUUCAACAGCUGUUCAGGAUGAGUCUUCCACAAUGCAGCCAACUUCGCGCAAAGCCUCCAGUGUUUCCCAAACCUCUGAAAGGUCCACACCUCCAGCAUCCUGCAAAGGGCCAGAGGCCUCUAAGGACUCUCCUAAACUUCCUGCAACCCCAAAACAAGAGGAAAAGAAAAUUGAAUUAACCCAGCCAACCAAAGCGACUGUAGACCAAACAAAAGAGAAACUCACUUCUUCUCAGUCCCCAAAAGCCAGUCCAAAACCUCUUCCCAAAGCCUGUCCAAUCUGCAAAGUGGGUCUCAAGAAAGAGCCUCCAAAUUACAAUACCUGCACUGAGUGCAAAACUACUGUUUGUAUCCAAUGUGGUUUCAAUCCCAUGCCUCAUCAACCAGAGGGAAAAGAUUGGCUUUGUUUAGCCUGCCAGACACAAAGGGCACUAAAAGGGGUAGAACCACAAGGGUCACCUGUGGUGAAGCCCCACCUUCAGCACCCUGAAGCCACAACUGAAAAGAAGGAUUCUACUACAGGUCCCACAUCAAAACAGCCCACCGUCCAACCAAAAGAGAUUAGUUGUGCCAACCAGACAGUUGCUCAGAAAGAAGGAGCUAAUAAGCAACAACUUAGUUCAACAGUAACAAAACUGACUGAUGAGCAUAAUCAGCAGACAGCAAAAACUGGCCAACCUUCUGCUCAGUCUGAACCACCAUCAAGGACAGAACCCCCUCAAGAAGAGACAGGUUUCUUUAGCUUCAGCUUUGGCGGUGUGCGUUCUCGAUCACCAUCUCCUCAGGUGGCUAACUCUGCUGUUUCUGGAAAGGUUCUAGGCUUUGGUUCCUCUUUACUCAGCUCAGCAUCUAAUCUGAUCCCAUCAGCUGUUCAGAACGAGCCUUCCACCACACCACCAACCUCUCGAAAGGGAUCUACAGUGUCUCAAACUUCUGCCAAUGCAACCAGUACACUCUCUGCAUCACAAAAAGGAUCUGCAGCAUCAAAAACUGCUGCCAAAAUAUCCUCAACAGGGCCAGAGACUAAAUCAUCAACUGCUGAUAAGGAAAAGACACCAGGACAUCAACAGAGUAAGGCACCCUUAUCUCAAGAAAAUAUACCAGAACAUAUGCCAAAAAUUGAUAAAGAUGCUCAGCAUCUUCCCAAAGCCUGUCCACUCUGUCAAGAAAAGCUCAAGAAGGAUCCUCCAAACUACAAUGUCUGCACUGAAUGCAAAAAGUAUGUUUGUAAUCUUUGUGGUUUCAAUCCUAUGCCUCAUCAAACAGAGGUGACAGAAUGGCUUUGCCUGAACUGUCAGAUGCAAAGAGCUCAUGAUAAUGCUCCAGUGGUGCCCCAGAAAAUAUCUGUACAACCCCAUUCUUCACCAAAGGCAGGAAUGACUCCAUCGUUACAACAGAAAGAUGCUUGUGCUGUGGACUCAACAAAGAAAAUAACAAAGCCUAUAACAACUGUUCCACAGAAAGACAAUAAAUUUGGGGCCAUUCAGAAAAUGGAGCAACAGCAAAUGAAGGUACCAAAUGACUCACCCCCUCUACACAAACAGCGGCUAGAAACUGGGAAACCUCAGGGUGAGACAUCAAAGAUAGACAAGUCAGAAAUCAAGGAUGAAUCAGGUUUCUUUGCUCGAUCACGAUCACCAUCUCCCAAGCCUUCUGCCUCUGCUGUUUCCGGAAAGGUUCUAGGCUUUGGUACAUCCUUGUUCAGCUCAGCAUCUAAUCUGAUCUCGUCAGCUGUUAUGGAUGAGCCUUCCACCACACCACCAGCCUCUCGUAAAGGUUCAUCUGUCUCUCAAAGUUCUAUUAGUUCUACUACACCACCGUCUUCUCGAAAAGGUUCUGCAGUUUCACAGACUUUGUCCAAAACAACUCCACCCACUCCUCAUAAGAGUUCAUCAGUUUCACAGACAUCUUACAAGACUGGAUCUUCAGCCUCCACACCAGUUACUUCACACAAAGGGACUGAUAUUUCCCAAGACAUAAUGAAGGAGACCAAAAAAUCUUCUAAUGAAAUGGCAAAGGAAAAGAAAUUCCUGGAACCGCAGCCACCCAAAACACUACCUGAAAAAGUUAAGGACUCUGCAGCUGUUGAUAAAUCAUCUCAGCAGCUGCCAAAAACCUGUCCACUUUGCAUGACAGAUAUAAAAAAAGAUCUUCCUAACUAUAGCACCUGUACUGAAUGCAAGAGCAUUGUGUGUAACCUCUGUGGAUUCAGCCCCAUGCCUCAAGAAACAGAGAUAACGGAGUGGCUCUGUCUUAACUGUCAUACAAGACGAGCAUCAGGAAUAUCUCAGUCUAACAAAAUCCCCCCAACAUCAUUUCCUCAAAAUAAGAAGACAUCUGUGUCAGAACACCCUGAGAAGAAGAAAGAUUUUCCCGAUAAACCUAUUCAAAAAGGCCAGACAACUGCUGAGGUAAAACAGAAAGAUGAAAUAUCUGCUGCAGCAGCUGAGAAGCAGGUCAAACAGCAGCAGCCUACUCUACAACACGAUGUGGAGAAAUCUCAAAAGGCUUCAAAAGCUGAGCCCUCUCCUGCCAAGGAUAAACCCCCUCAAGAAAACUCAGGAUUCUUUGGCAUUGGUGGUGCUCGAUCUCGAUCACCAUCCCCUCAGCCUGCUGUCUCUACUGUUACUGGGAAGGUUUUAGGAUUUGGUUCUUCCUUUUUCAGCUCUGCGUCUAAUCUCAUCUCAUCAGCUGUUCAGGAUGAACCCUCCAUGACAUCCCCAAUCUCUCGCAAAGAUUCAUCAGUCUCUCAAAGUUCCGUUAGGUCCAGUACACCACCUCCAUCCUCCCACAAAGGUUCCAGAGUCACCCAGGCCACCAUACCACAAGGGGACUCUCAGAAAGAGCAGACAGAUAUAAAUAAAUCACAGAUUGCAAAUAACAAAGAAGGAAAUAAACCUGAGGUAACAAAACAGCAGGGAAAGGAGCCCCCAAAUCCAAUUGAAUCCAAGCCAGAGCCAUCAAAAGUGAAAGAAUCCUCUCACAUUCUCCCUAAAAACUGCCCUCUCUGCAAGGUGGAGAUCAAGAAUGAUCCUCCCAACUACAACACCUGCACUGACUGCAAAAACAUUGUAUGCAUACAAUGUGGAUUCAAUCCUUCACCACACCAAACAGAGAGGAUGGAGUGGCUGUGUUUGACCUGCCAAAUGCAGCAAGCAUUGGGAGCUCCUCAAGAACCUCAACCACAGGCUAACAAAGUACCAGUGUCUGUCUCAAAGCAGAAUAAAGAGCCUCUAAUUCCAGCAAAAGAUAAGAAAUCACUUUUUGAUGGAAAACUACAUGACAAUCAAAGUGAAGCUGAGAAAAAGCAAGACAGCUCUACAAUAAAACAUAAUGUACAAAGUCAGCAUCCUAAGCAACAGAGUCAACAAACAAAAGAUGGAAUUUCCAAACCUGCUAAAUCAGAACCUCCUAAUAAGGAAUCAGACUUUUUUGGUUUUGGUGGACGAUCUCGAUCACCAUCCCCACAGCCUGCUCUUUCUGGAAAAGUUUUAGGCUUUGGUUCUUCAAUCUUAAGCUCAGCAUCUAAUCUGAUAUCCUCAGCUGUUCAAGAUGGAACCUCUCCAACACCAUCAACUUCACACAAGGGUUCUAUUGUUUCUCAAACUUCUGAAAAUACUGUACCAAUAGUACCUGAUUCUAGCAAGAUAUCUGACACUACAAUGCCAGCUUCCAGUAAGCUAUCUUCCCAAGACUCUUCUAAGGAGAAGUCUAGUAAUGUAUCAAAACCAUCAACUAAACACGAUGAAGAAAGAAAAAUACAGGAAAUUAAAUCACAGGGUAAAAACUCUACACCACUUCUGGCACCCAUUUUGAAGGAUGAAACUCCAUCAGAUGCCACAAAAACUACAGAAACCACUCAGGCACUUCCAAAAGUCUGCCCACUCUGCAAGGUAGAAAUCAAGAAAGAGCCUCCUAACUACAACAUCUGCACUGAAUGUAGGAAUGCAGUUUGUACCCUUUGUGGAUUUGACCCAAUGCCUGACAAAAUGGAGAUGAAAGAGUGGCUAUGUCUGAAUUGCCAGAUGCAGCGAACAUCAGGACCUCCAAAGCCAACUCAGCCAAAACCUAUCAAAGUUCCUGCACCAGCAUCACCACACAAAGAUGUUCAGGCUCAAGUUUCUCUGCAAAACAUCUCUCCACAACAGGGCUCAAAAGGUGACACAUCAGCAAAGCCUGUUCUUUCCCAAACUGAAACCUCUAAAGAUAAAACAGGCUUUGGGCUUACACAAGACCAGUCUCAGUCUCCAUCUCCUCAGCCUGCUGCCAUUACUAUAUCAGAAAAGGGUUUAGACUUUGGCUCUUCCAUCAUAAGCACAGCCUCUGACCUUAUUUCUUCAGCUGUUCGGGAUGAAGCAUCUACGAUACCACCAUCUUCUCGUAAAAGUUCUGCAGUGACUGACACAUCUAUAAAAACAUCAACACCACCUGCUUCUCGCAAGAUACCUGCAGUCUCUGAAAAAGACCUUUCCUCGAAUGAGCCAAAAUUAAUUACUCAGCAACCAAGAUCAGAGAAGAAAACAUCAGAGCUUCAGACCAUCAAAGAACAAUCUUCUGAAGUGAGAGAAGAUGACAGUUUAUCAGCUUGUCCACUGUGCAAUGAGAAAUUAAAAAAUAACCCUCCAAACUUCAACACUUGUACAUCUUGCAAGAUGACUGUGUGUAAUCUCUGUGGAUUUAACCCCAUGCCAGAUCAAACUAAGGUCAAAGAGUGGUUAUGUUUGAACUGCCAGAUGCAGCAAUUGCCAGGGGCUUCACCUGCACAGCCACGGGCUAAAAAGAUACUGCCACUAGGACCAGGAGAGGGGAAGAAAACUCCAGAUGCAUCUCAGAAGAAAUCAAUUCUCCCAGUAGAUGUCACAGACAACAAUAAAAUCCUUUCUGAAGUUGGAAAACCAAAGGACCAACCCCUUAUUCCAUCAUCACAGAAACCAACUUCUACUUCUUCAAUAUCACAACCGUCUCCUGCUAAGUCUUCUCAACUUCCAAAAGCUGAGCCUCCAAAAGAGGAUAAGGGUUCAGCCACUUCUCAAACUUCUGCAAAGGCUGCAUCAGUUUUGCCUGCAUCUGUAGACACUGUUAUCUCUGGGAAGACAAAAUCACCUACUGUUCAGAAGCAAGAAGAAAUGAAACCUGCAGAUGAAGCACCAAAUGCUCAGUCUGCCAAAGCACCAUCUGCUCUUGAAAAAGGGGAUACAAAUUUAUUUAGGCUUCAAAAAGGCUGUCCAAUCUGCAAGGAGGUAUUCAAGGAAGAUCCUCCAAACUACAAUACUUGCGAUUCCUGCAAAGCCAUUGUGUGUAACCCUUGUGGUGGAUUGAACUCCAGAUCAGAAAUAACUGAGAAGAAGGAUUGGUUGUGUUUAAACUGCCAGAGGCAGCAAGGAUCGGGACCUGUUCCUGCAAAGGAAGUACCUCCUACAGAAUCAGAGAAGGAGGCUUCAAGUCCAGGUCCUACAAAGAAAAAGACAAGUAUUCCAGUGGGUGAUACAGAGUAUGAUCAGAUACCCACUUCAGAAAAGACCCCAAAAGCCACUACUAGUGUGGCAGAACAUAAACCAUCUCCUGUUGACGCUGUCGAACCACAAAAUACAAAACCUCCAGAGAAACAGUCUGGCCUCUUUGGUUUCAGUUUUGGUGGAAGUAAAUCACGACCGCCAUCUCCUCAGCUGGGUGCCUCUGCAGUUUCUGGCAGAGUUCUAGGCUUUGGUUCAUCCUUCCUCAGCUCAGCCUCUAAUCUGAUCUCUUCAGCUGUUCAGGAUGAACCAGCCAUCACACCACCAACCUCUCGUAAAAGUUCUACAAUUUCUUUAAAAAACACUAUAACGCCACCUUUGUCCCGCAAGAGUUCAGCAGCACACCAACAUGAGAAAGAGAAAGAAAAUAAACUGCAAGACCAGUUGGCAAAGGAAUCAGUUCCUCUUCUGAAAAAGGAUACAGCUCGUUUAGAGCUUCUCAAAGCUUGUCCACUCUGUAAGGCAGACCUCAAGUAUGAUCCACCCAACUAUAACACCUGCACACAAUGUAAAACUGUUGUGUGUAACCUUUGUGGAUUUAGUCCCAUUCAACAAGAAACUGAGGGGUCAGAGUGGCUGUGUUUGAACUGCCAGAUGCAGCGAGCCUCAGAACCUCCUCCUGCAAAAACCCAGUCAGAAGUUAACAAGGUACCUUCACCAGCAUUACCAAAGAAGAAAGAGACUCCUGAUGCAGGUGUUCCACAGAAGAUCCCAAGUCUUCCAGUAAAUGCCAAAGAUGAGAAGCCAUCUGGAGUUGGAAACCCAGUAGAGGCCCAAAAAUCCACUGCUCUGUCAACACAACCUUCUCCUGCAAAAUCUGCAUCAAAACAAAAAGUUGAACCUCCAAAGGAGGAGUCAAGCUUAUUUGGUUUCAGUUUUAGUGGAAAUCGAUCUCGGCCACCAUCUCCUCAGCCUGAUAUCUCAGCUGUUUCUGGAAAGGUUCUAGGCUUUGGGUCCUCCUUUCUUAGUUCUGCAUCUAAUUUGAUCUCAUCUGCUGUUCAGCAGGAGCCUUCCACAACACCACCAACAUCCCGUAAAGGAUCUACAACUUCUCAAACUGCUGUAAAAAUUACUCCAACUCCAUCCACGUCUCACAAGAAGCAAGUGGAAAAGAUAGAAUCAGAAACCAAAUUGGAAGUCCAGUUGCCAAAGGCACAUACACCUCUCUCAGACUCACUUGGAGCUUGCCCAAUUUGCAAGGCUGACCUUAAGAAGGAUCCACCUAACUACACUACCUGCACUGAAUGCCAGAAAACAGUGUGCAACCUUUGUGGAUUCAGUCCUGUGCCACAAGAAACAAAGGGUAAGAAAUGGUUAUGUUUGGACUGCCAAAAGCAGCAAGCCCCAGGACCUCCACCUAUACAGCCUCAACUAGAGACAAACAAGGUACCUCCACCAGCACCAAAGCAGGAGGCUCAAACUACAGAUGAUCCACAAAAGAAGCCAAGUCUGUCAGAUGAUGCCACAAUAAAAUCUGCUGAAGUUGUAAAAGAGAAUAAAUCUAGUCCAGCAGAGUCACAGAAACCCACUGCUGUUCAGUCAGCACAACAGUCCUCUCCUGACACACCUGCUAUACCAAAAAAAGCUGAAACUACAAAGGAGGAGACAAGCUUUUUCAGUUUCAGUGCCGGCAGUGCUAAGGCAUCUCUUCAGCCUGAUGUCUCUGCUGUUUCUGGGAAGGUUCGAGGCUUUGGCUCGUCUUUUUUUAGCUCAGCAUCUAAUUUGAUUUCAUCGGCUCUUCAAGAUGAACCUUCUACCACACCACCAACUUCUAGAAAGGGUUCUACAAUUUCUCAAAGAUCUGAAAAAGACACUCCAACACCACACACGUCGCAUAAGGGUUCGAUAACACAGAAAGAAGAAGAAAAGACAGAACUGGAAAUUACAUCAGAUGAUCAGUCAACUGUGUCACCUUCUCUUGUCAAAAAAGAUGAGCAUCUCAAUAAGCCUCUUAAACCUUGUCCAUUGUGCAAGGUCGCUCUCACGAAAGAUCCAGCCAACUAUGCCACCUGCACUGAAUGUAAAACCACUGUAUGUAAUCUUUGUGGAUUUAGUCCUAUGCCACAACAAACUGAAGUGAAAGAAUGGCUGUGUUUGAACUGCCAGAUGCAACGAGCACCAGAGGCUUCCUCUAUACAGCCUCAGCAACAAGCUAGCAAAGUACCACCACCAGCAUCAGCACAACAGAAGGUGAAAUCUCUUGCUGGAAAUCCAGAGGACAGACCUAUUCAAGUAGAGACAAAGAAAUCCAUUCCUACACCUGCAAAACAACAAUCCACUGUUCCAACACCAAAAGCCGAACCUUCAAAAAAGGAGUCCGGUUUCUUUGGUUUUGGCGGUGCUCGUUCUCGAUCUCCGUCUCCUCAGCCAGCUGUCUCUGCUGUUUCUGGAAAGGUUCUAGGCUUUGGGUCUUCUCUCUUUAGCACGGCAUCUAAUUUAAUUUCUUCUGCUGUUCAUGAUGAGCCUACAACACCACCAACACCUCGUAAGGGUUCUGCUACUUCUCUCACAUCUGUAAAGACCAGACCAGCAACUCCUCCUUCUUCUCAGAAAGAAUCUGUAGAGCCAGAAAAACAUGAUAUUAAAGAAACCAAAACAACAGCCAAAGAGGAAAAACCUCCUGUGGCAAAGAAACAUGAGAAUAAACUAAAUGAAAAGCAAGUCAAAAUGACUAAGGUAACAGAUGAAUCUCCAAAAGUGGAAGAAACCUCUAAACAUCAGAAUGUUGCUUGUCCUCUCUGUAAGAUAGCGCUUAAUGUUGGCUCAAAUGAAGCACCUAACUACAAUACCUGCACAGAGUGCAAGGACACAGUGUGCAACCUCUGUGGAUUUAAUCCCAUACUCCAUCAGGCUGAGGUUUAUGAAUGGCUUUGCCUAAACUGCCAAACACAAAGAGCAUUAAAGGGAAUUGAACCACAAGAACUACAAGCAAAACCAGAUAUUGUAUCUACUUCAGCACUGUCUCCAAGCAACAUAACACCCAAAACAGCAAUUGAUGCUUGUGAAACCAACAUAAAGGAUCUACCUCAGGUUCAGGCACCUCACAAAGAUGUGCCUACUGCAGAUCAAAAUAAAGAUUCUAAUCUAACUCCUGUUCAAAAUGAUAACAUUUCAAAUACAGAUACAACCCAAGUGAAAGAUGCUGUUAAUGACGUGGUCGUUAAAAAGGUCCAGGAAAAAGAAACUCUUGCUGACAUUAAAGAGGGGGAUACAGGAAAAGAAAUGUUGUCUUCUGAAGCAAUAGCUAUCAUGGAGGAUCAAAAGUCUGCAGUUCCACAGAAACUUGGAAUUGACCAAGAACCAACUGGAAAGCCAACAGACAGUAUCUCAGAAAUGAACAUUAUUCUGGAAAAACCUGAGCAAUUGCAAUCUAAAUCCUCUGCACCAGAACUAGACAUCUCAAAGCAGGAAUCAAGCAUCUUUGGGUUUGGAUUUGGCAGUACUAAAUCACAAUCUAAACCAUCUAAACCUUCUGACACAAGCACAGGGAAACUCUUUGGCUUUGGUAGUUUGACUGAGGCACCCUCACCACAAUCUGCCUCUUCUGUUUCUGGGAAGGUUUUAGGUUUUGGAUCUUCCAUCUUCAGCUCAGCUUCUAAUUUGAUCUCAUCAGCUGUUCAUGAUGAACCCUCCACAACACCACCAAGUUCUCGUAAGGGCUCCACUGUUUCCCAGACAUCUAUCAAAACAGCCACACCAUCCUCUUCCCGUAAAGGAUCAACAGUUUCCCAAGCUUCUCUUAAAACACCACCAACUCCUCGCAAGGGUUCUGCUGCUUCCGAGCCCUCCUUCAAGACAUCUCCUACUGGAGACACUAAACCAUCUGAUUCACAAAAACAAGAUGAACAGGCAGCAGAUGAGAAGUCAAAGGUCAAGCUAGAUGGAGCAUCUUUAGAACCUGCCAAACCAUCUGAUUCACAGAAACACACUGAGAAAACACCAGAUGAGAAGUACGAAGUCAAAAUAUCUGCUCCUUUGCAAUCAGCCUCUAAACUGGCUGAGUCUAUUUGUCCUAUCUGCAAAGUGAAGCUGAAUAUUGCCUCUGAAGAGCUGCCUAAUUUCAACACUUGCACUGAAUGCAACAACGAUGUAUGCAAUCACUGUGGAUUUGAUCCCAUGCCAAAUCAGACAAUGGAAAAACAAUGGCUUUGCAUGAAUUGCCAGAAGCAGAGAGCACAAAGAGGAAUAGAACCAACAGGAAUUUCCAUGAUAAAGCCUCACCCGACAUUGCCCAAAAAUGACAGUCAGUCACCAACUUUGGAGCACAAAUUAGCUGAAACAUCCACUGUAUGUGUAGAUGGAAAGACUUCAUCUGUCCCAGAAGCAGCAAAGAAAGAACAUGAAAAGCCAAGCUUGAAUGAAAAUGUGCCCCCUCCAAAUAAAGAGCUGCCCCAACAAAAAGCACAAGAGGAGAAAGAUGAAAAAUCACAGAAACAGGUGACGAAAGGUACAGAGUCACCAGCCAGAUCCACUCCACCCUCACAGGCUGAGGUUCCAAAGCAGCAAUCAAGCUUUUUUGGAUUUGGCAUCAGUACUGGUAAGUCUCAACCUACUCCUUCUAAGUCCACUGAAUCGACAACUGGAAAGCUCUUUGGAUUUGCUGGAUUGACUGAGACAGCCAGAUCACGAUCACCAUCACCACAGUCUAUGACUAAUGUCCCUGGAAAGUUUUUAGGAUUUGGAUCAACCAUCUUUAGUUCUGCCUCCAAUUUGAUUUCAUCAGCUCUUCAGGAUGAGUCAUCUCCACCAGUAUCUCGUAAAGGCUCUACAGUAUCUCAAUCAUCUACACCACCUACUUCUCGCAAGGGUUCUAUAGUCCCCACUGGAGAGUCCAAAGCUCCCAUAACAAAGAAGUUAGAUGACAAGUCACUAGAAGAGAAGAUAGAAGAACCUAAGGUGACCAAAGCUAAGUCAUCUGUUACUGAAAAGCAGGAAGCUAUGCCUGAGUCUGUGGAAGUGGCAGUACUGCCUAAAUCUCCUUCCAAAGCAAGCCAACCAACUUGCCCACUUUGUAAGGUGGAUCUUAAUGUUGGCUCAAAAGAACUUCCCAACUACAAUACAUGCACAGAGUGCAAAGAUAUGGUGUGUAAACUCUGUGGAUUUAAACCCAUGCCUCACCUUACUGAGGGAGAGUGGCUAUGCUUGAACUGCCAGACUCAGAGAGCCCUAUCUGGCAAUCUGGGAGACAUGGGACAAAUUCCUAGACCAUCACCUAUGUCUGGAACUGAAUCAGCAGCUUUACCCAAAGCCCAAACAAUCAAAAUAUCAGAAGGUGGUCAGACCAUUGAAACCCCUGUGCCUACUGUCCAUAAACCUACAAUUGAAGAAAAAAUAGUGGCCUCAAAAGUACAACCUGUGGAAUCUGUUGCUGCUCCUCCUGCUUCUAAACAUACUACAGAUGACACACCCAUUGAAGCUGCUGAAAAAACAGAUGAAUUGAAAUAUAUACCUCCAGAACCUACAGUAAGAGAGGAGAAAUUAACUACAGAAGAACUCAUACGGCAUGUAAGCUCUCAGGAAGCAGAGAUGCUCCAGAUAGAAUCAGAAACACCAUCUACUGAAGCUGUCAUCACAAAACUUAAGUUAAAAAGUGAAAUUAUACAACCAAUGGUUGGGACAAAAGAUGAACCAACACAGGCAAUAGACUCUCCAAACAUAAUGAAGCCUCCAACUGUUGAAGCAUCACUUGAAUUUAAGGAGACUUGUGAACUUACAUCUAUGGCAGCAAAACUUGCAGAAGAUUCUGCAUUUCCAGAUAAGCUUAUCCAAAAUGAAAAGGCUGUAAUUCAGUUAAAGAUUACUCCUACUACACCAUGUGAGCAUGAAAGCAUAGUAAAGUUAUUAUCAGGGGACAAGACAAACAACUUGAAGGUGAAUGAUAAAAAAGACCCACAGGGACAUAAUAUAUUUCCAGUUUCACCUGAAUCAUACAGUUCAUCUGAGGAAGAGCUUAAAGAAAUUCAGAGGGCAAGCAAGUCUCUUUUGAAGGAAACUGCAGCAGAACUGGCCCAUAUUAAAGAAACAGAGUGUACAAAGCAUUAUUCUGAUUCUGGAGAUGAAGAGUUCAUACAGACACAGCUAAAGCAAACAAGCGCACAUAAGGAUUUGUCACCAACUCAUCACCAAAGUUACAUCACAAAACAGAUCAGAGAAAAAGACCACCAGAUUCUGCAUGAAGUCAGUGAUGCAGAUACUGGAAGUACUGACUAUGAAGAUGAAAGGACCAUUAAGCAUCUUAAGGUGCCUGAAGAAAGUGCUGAUAGUUGCCUGUUGUCUCAAGAGCAAGCAGGCCAAGUAAUGCAGGCCAGCCCUGUCUAUAAAACAGUAAAAACAUUUCUCCUGGAUGAUAAUGAAAAGGAAGAAACCACAGACCUUAACGGCACAAGAGCUAUUUCUGUACAACAGAAUGUUUCUGUCAGUCAGAUUUCAGAAGAAGAGAGUUUAGCUGAAGAUAUGUCUAAAGACGGUGGAUCUUCCAGUAUGCAAGCAUCCCACAUCACAUCAGGAACCACAUCACCUACAUCACUGUCCUCACUUGGUGAAGAAAGUGACAGCAGUCCAGGUCACAAGAAGGAGAGUUUAGAGGGCAAGCAGCAACGGAAAGUUAAGCAUAGGCAAGGUCAAUCCCUUCAUACUAUAGCAGACUCCUCUGAGGAGGAAGAGAUCUUGGAGGAAGGAGAUCAACUUAUAGAACAGGAAAUACAGAGGGAAACUGAUCAAAGGCAGUUCAAAAAGUCUUACAAAAAGUCCAAUAAAGAAAGAGACAAAUUGCUAGAUCAUUCACCAAAUAAUCACUCUCCGAUAGAGUGCAUCUCUCAAACCGAUGAAGUAGUGCAGGUUUCAGAAAUAAAAACCUAUGAAACAUUUUCUUACUCAAACAUAUCACCAAGUACAGAAUCAGAACAAGAAAAUAUUGUUAGCCACCGACUGCCACCAAUGGACGUAAUGCAUGAUGUUGGAGAGAAACAAUUAAAGAGUGCGGAUGAAACAUAUGAAGAAAUUAUGCAGAAAGCCCAAGAACUCAAAGCUAUGACAAAGAAAAUCACUCCACCUGAUAUUGAGCCACUGUACGGAGGCAUGCUGAUAGAAGACUAUGUUUACGAGUCAUUAGUGGAGGAACCAGCACAGGCUAUAGCAGUUGAUCAUAAUACUGCUGUAGAUGAAUACUUGACAAAUGUGUCUGUUCCAGAAACAGUAAGAAAGCUUAGAACACCAGAGGAGGCCUAUGAGGAGAUGCAGAAAAAUAGAGAACUCAUGCUAAAAGAUCAAACAUUUGAACAUGCACAGCUAAACAAAUCAGCUCCUCACAGAGAUACCACUGUAACUGUUGUUACUGACACUUGUUAUGUCAAUAUAUCAGAAAACUAUGAGUUUACAAAACACCAAGAUGAAAAUUGGCAAUGGUAUGCUGAAACUGCAAAUGAUGAACUGCUAAAUAGGGAAAAAGAACUUAUGACACCAGAAACAAGUCCUACUCAAUCAACUCCUCUAUCACCGGUAUCACCUUUAUCUUCAUCUGAGCCUUUAUAUGAUUCCACUGAAGUAAUACAAAUUCCCUCAAGUGGGGAAGAGGAUAAUGACAAGGAUGAAUUUGCAACUGGAGCUAAUGAGUGUGCUAUGGAGCCUUACAGGGCUGAGUCAACACCUCCAAAAGAUCAGCUUGUUAAAAAUGUUCUCUAUCCUAUUCCUGACCUGAAAAUUACUCAAUGUUCAUCUGGUGAAGAUGAGGUUGAGGAUGAAGAGAGCAUCACACAAACGCAUGAAAUAAUUAUGUUAAAUGGUAUUGCUCAUUGUGAUGACAGAUCAGAGGGAGCUUCUCAAUUUACAGAAUCUUCAGUAGAGGCACAGUCAGUAGAGUCUGAGCCCACAUCUGUUGUGUCUGAAGUUCCACUAUCAAAAUCAACACUUGAACAUGUGUCCCUUGCUUCUGCUUGGGAUUCACAAGCAUCUCCUCUGUCUCCACCAAGUACAUCCUUAGAUUUAACAGCAUUUUCCUCGUGCCUUAUAGAUCAGACUGCAGGGCAAGCCUCCAUUCCAUCAAAAACCUACGUUGCUGAAAGUUCAACCACUCUCGAAUCUGAUACUGCACAAGUUGUAAUUUCAAUAGCAGACUUAGGAUCAAAACCAGCAUCUCAAGACUUAGUUCAACCUACUCCUUUAACUGACAUUUCUAUUGAAGAAAUUGUAUGCCACUCCCAAAUUGCUGCAUCUAUCCAACAAACCAUAAAAUUCUCAACAGCUCCAAGUCUACCUGAGAUGUCUUCUAGUAAAGUUUCUUCCCCAGCAGACACUGCUGUUUCUGGAUCAUCAGUGAUACCAGAACCAACCCAAGCUCCUAAGCCAGCUGAUGCUUCUAUUUCUAAACCACCACUAGCUCCAAAACCAGUUUUCACCUCAAAGCUUACAUCAGAUGCCAUUAUUGUUACAAUACAAGAUGGAAUAUCACAGCCUGAUUCAGUUUUACAGACUGCACAUUCAAAAACAAUUCUAGAACCAACGAAUAUUGUAGAUUAUUCUACCCUUACGUCAACAUCUAUAGUAACUUCAGUGUCCACACAUGAGGAAAUUACAGUUUUUGUCUCAAGUCAAGCAAUGAGUUCAACCUCAGUAUUAGCUACAGUGUCUUUCAUUUCAGAUUCUGCAACUGCACCAGCUUAUGUGUCACAGGCCCCGAUUUCAUGCAUAACUUCCACUCCUUUUGUGCCUGAUGUUACGUUUCCUACAUCAGAGUGCCCAAUUCAAGUACCAUCUUUAGAUCCCAUGCCUAGAUAUACUGGAAGAGAACAUACAUCUCCUGCCAUUUUUCCAGAGCCUGUUCCAAUUAUUGUUGAAAUGCCAGACAUAAUGUCUUCACCUUCAAAGUAUCCAAUUCAUAGUACAGAUGUAAUAUCUACUCUAGCACACACUCCACCUUUAACAAGUACCUCAACUAUAGAUAAAGGGCAUAUUUCUGCCCCAACUUCAGUAUCAACAUGCUGCUCAACAGACACUUUCACUACAGUCCAGAGCAUAUCCAUUGCACCAUGUGUUCCAUCUGUGGUACAGAGCUAUAUUUCUUCAACCAUUUCAGAGCAAACAAAACCAAGUGCUCCAGUCGAUUCUUUUAUAAAAUAUCCGCAUGUUUCACCCACUAUUCCUGCUGUAGAUAUGACAGCUAUGACCCCAGCAAUUAAAAUUCCUAUUCCUUGUAUAGAUGCAGACAAAUCACUUGUGGAAGCAGCCCAUGAACUCCCUGUUGCAGUUUCACAAACCUGCCAGUCUGUGGAGCAUGCUGCCACAAAGGUUUUUCCAACCAUAAAUACAACUGUAGCCUUUGUCACUUUAUCUUCUCAACCAACACAGUCGAUAGUAGUGGACACAAAGACAAAGACUGGAAAUUUUCAACCUGCAGUAGAUGGCUCUCUGAUUGUGACUCCUGCUCUGCAGACAGGACAAGGUACUACUAUCAGUAUGGCAAGUGUUGGAAAUAUACACAUGAUAAAACAAGAAACACAGGGUAUCAUUACUAAUACAACGGCAACCUCCAUUCAACAAGUUAGAAGUCCAACUGUUGUUACGAGUGUAUCCCCUGUUAUCAGUUCAGAUGCUUCUCCUCUUGUGGGACUGAAAGCUAGCUUGCCUAGUGACUUAACUUUUGUGUCAACACAACUUGAACCUCGAGUGGAAAAUAUAUCCAGAGAAAGAGCAGAAAAGCCAGUCAUUGAAUUUCCACCACCACCUGCAGCUUCACCACCAGCCCUACCACUUGAUAGCUUACCCAAUACACCCUUUAACCAACAGUCACAACGGUCAAUAGUACCCACUUCUACUGAGUCUGUCAAAAAUAUAGCCAGCCAAGCACCUAGGGCAUCAGUGAAGCAAGUUUCAACCACCAUACACAAGUCACCUCCCCCAGUCCCACCUAAGCCAUUUUGUCUACCAGGUGGCCUAGGGUUCAGUCACAAAUCAAGAGAAAGUGUAAAACCAUCAGUAAUUCCUGAAUCUGCAGUUGCCCAAGUUGGCCAUGCUGCAACUUUACCAAGAACAAGAGAACCUCCCAAGGCCCUUACAUUAUCCUUGACUGCCCCCACUGAUCUCAAACACAGUAUUUCAUCACCAAAGUCUCCCUUGUCACCUAGAUUUGCUAAAACUCUUGAGACAUAUGUAGUUAUAACAUUGCCAUCAGAACCAGGAUCACCAGUGGAAGGUGUUACAACCCAAGCUCCAGUACGUAGACCAUCUCUACCAACUCCCAAGCAGCAGGGUCUUGCUAUUGCAUCAACAAUGUUUACUCCACCUGUUGUGUGUGUACCACUGACUAUGAUUUCACAAUCUGGAGUAGCAACCCCAUCUACUUUGAUUUCAACAGCAGAUGUGACAGUUACUUCAGCAUCAAGUGCAGUUUCGGUACCACAUUCAGUAGCACCAAGCCUUGUUUUUGUGCCCCAAACAGAAACAGGUGUACUACCAAUCAAAAUUUAUGAGGAAAAACCUAUUUACUAUGCACAACCUGUAACUGCAACAACAUAUCCUGCACCAACAGUGGUUUCCAUACCCACUGUAACAUCACCAGUUCUGGCUGAAAUUCCAGACAUGACUAUAGAACCAAAAAUAAAUACUGCAGCUACAGUGAUCUCAGCUCCAGCAUCAAGUGUGGUUUCAGUACCAUAUUCAGUAGCAACAAGCCUUGCUUUUGUGCCCCAAAUAGAGACAGUUAUACAACCAAUCAAAAAAGAAACUUAUGAGGAAAAAUCCAUCUACUCUGUACCACCUGUGACUACAGCAAUAUAUCCUGUGCCAACAGUGGUUUCCAUACCCACUGUAACGUCACCAGUUCUGGCUGAAAUUCCAGACAUAACUAUAGAACCAAAAAUAAAUACUGCAGCUACAGUGAUCUCAGCUCCAGCAUCAAGUGUGGUUUCAGUACCAUAUUCAGUAGCACCAAGCCCUGCUUUUGUGCCCCAAAUAGAGACAGAUACAGUAGUACCAAUCAAAAAUGAAAUUUAUGGGGGAAAAUCCAUUUACUCUGCAUCACCUGUGAACACAACAGUAUAUCCCGCACCAACAGCGGUUUAUGUAACAUCACCAGAUACAUUGCUUGCAGUAUCAGUUGUGGAUGAAAUUCCAACCAUGACCAUAGAACCAAAAACAAAUAAUGUGGCAACAGUGAUCCCACCUGCAGAAGUCUGUGCCACUCAUAUUUCAGCCCCACAAACCAAUUCUCAGUCAAUGGUACCUGUAUCACUACUAAUACAAGAAAUACCUGUAGAGUUGACACCACCAGCCUUUACAGUAGGUAUUACUCCAACAUCUUCAAGGGAACCUUUAGCUUCACAGGAUAUCAUGCAAGGGCUUGAGAGGCAAAUGAUUCAAACAGUUUAUGCUGCUCCUAUAACAGUGACCAAACUACCACUGUACACAGAUAAUCUGGCUGUACAAAUGUUGGAAAUGGAAGAAGAGGCUAAAUCCACAAAAAGUCCAUCCUCUGACCAGAGUCAACAGCAUCAAAUAUUUUUUGAAUCACAGCAAAUGGUGCCAUCAGUGUCUGCAUCAACAUAUAUACCAACUGCACCAGUAACAUUUGCUCAAUUCAAAAAAUCAGUUGAGAGUCAAGAAAUAAGAGGAACUAAUAAAGUCUUAUCUAGCAUGAGCCAACUGUACUCUACAAUUGCAACAACUGAACAGCACCAAAAUGCAUUACCUAAUCUUGUGGCACAAGUUGUCACAACUGAAGUCCAGAGAACUACUACAGUAUCAGUUGUUCAAGAAAGAAUACCUCUAGAUCCUACAGAUCCUACAUGCAGACAAGCAACGCCUAAACAAAAUGGAAAAACACAUUGCAUUGAUGAUGUUAUAGAUCUCACAACAUUAAAGGUCAGUGUUUCAAUGACUGACAAGGGAAUGGAUCUGACAGCCCCUGAGUCAAAUCUGCAGUCUUUCUUAAAUGAUUCAAGUAGUCGACAGAAAACUGCUGUGCAGCCAGAAAUUGUAAACCUAAGUGCUGAGAUAACUCCUGCUACAACACUCUCUGUUGUGACAGACAGUAUCGCUGUUGUUACCUGCACUGAAGCAUUCACAUACAACAAUAACAUUACAGUUGGCACGCCCCCCAAUUUACAAAGUGUUACUUCAAUGCCUCUGCCACUUAAAACAUAUAAACCAUUUGAACCCCUCGCACAAAUAGUUUACAGACCAGUGAAUUCGCAACCAAAACCAACAACCAAUACAGAGAUCCCCAUUAACCUAUCAUAUGGGCCUGCUGAAACCACAGCACCUUCAUCUUUACCUGUCACAAUGGCUUCAAUAACCUGCACACAUUCCAGUAUACCUAGUCAUAUUGAGCCUUCUGCAGCUGGAGCUAUUGAUCUCACAAUUUCAAAGCCAAAGAGAACUAUGUUGGCUCUUACUGCACCCACUGGGGUGGUUACAAGUGUUGUUGAAGAAGAUGUGGCACCUGUAGAUCUGACAGCAGGGAGGCGAACAGUGUGCUGUGACAUACUCUACAGACUUCCAUUCACAGGAAGCUGCAGAACACAGCCUCCAGUGACCACAACAGAUAAACAGUUUGGCUUAAGAAAUUAUGAUCAACAUAAUGCCACAACCCUAGGACUUGAGGAUCUCAAUACUAUAAAAACAUUAGGGUAUGGCAGUAAUUUCAUACAAACCGAUUUGGUCACAAAAAAUGGAUCUGUCAGCCAAAAUGAUGCACCAGAUGGGGCAAUCGAUCUGACAUCAGCAAAAAUGUCACGAGAUGAAGCCCUGGACUACUCAAAGAAAGGCACAGUGUCAUUUUCUGGGAUAACCACCACUCACUCUUCCCAAGGAAUAUCCUCAGGAAAUAAUACUAUGCUAAGAUCAUCAAAUGGAGUUGUGUACCCAUCUGUUGCUCCACCUAUUCCAUCCACAUUUGCAAUUACCACUCAGCCAGGCUCAAUAUUCAGUACAACAUCCAACAGUCUCACCACUACAAUGGAGCCAUUUUCAACACAGAUCCAGGCUUCACCAUAUGAUCAGAUGAAUUCCACUGAAUGCAACCAGUCAAUAUUCUUAGAAACUCAUCCAUCCAAGGAUAUAUUGCCUUCUGCCUUUGUCAGCCUGCUUCCCUCAAUAUCAGCCUUCCCAGAACUAUACUCUGAUGCUACUCUUGAGGUCAUUGCAGCCUCUCUGGAUGCCCUUGUCUCCCCAAAUUUCCCUACCUUUGAUGACAGCAAGAGUCAGCAGUACCAAGCUGAACAUGAGUUUUUGCAAUUAGAGAAACUGAAGCAGCUCUGCCUGGCUGAGGAGCUGGAAUGGGAGAGACAGGAGAUACAACGUUAUCGUGAGCAGGAACAAAUAAUUGUUCAAAAGGAAUUAGAGGAACUGCAGAGCAUAAAACAACAGCUCCUAAUGCAGCAAGAAGAGGAACGCAAGGCUCAUCUCAUUCUUCAACAGGAGACCUUUGCCCAGCAGCAACUACAGCUUGAGCAAAUCCAACUGCUACAGCAGCAACUACAGCGACAGUUACAGGAGCAGAAAAUAUAUCCAUAUGGAUUUGAUGGCAUAUCUCAAACCACUAGCUCAGGUGUUAUCCUGGAUUCCCAGUACUGCAGAGGAGAUAAUGGGCAAUACUUGCCAGUGAAGGAUGACAACAUAUUAUCAAAAGUCACUGUCUCUUCAACUAACCAAGAUUGGCACACUGCUCCACCUGGUGAUUUAUUGCAGCAUAGUUUGAACAUACCUAAACCACAAGAUGAUCUUAAAGAAACAGAGGAACAAAAACAGGAUUCAGAGAAGCAGCCUGCAAUAACCAAGCAAGUCACUGGGCAAAAUGUAGGAUUAAGUAGUAAGAAAAUAAGUAGUAAUUGUGUUCAGACAGAUGAAGAGGAAGGACUGGAAAGGUCUUACCCUGGGAGGAGAAGGAGAAGUAGGAAAAGUGUAGAUAGCUGUAUGCAAACUGAUGAUGAGGACCAGGAUGAAUGGGAUGUCCCUGUUAGAAGCAGGCGCAGGUCUCGCUCCAGCAGAUAUGCAGAUGGAGAAAGGGUUAAAGGCUCCAAAGUAUCCAGUAUUGCAAUCCAAACUGUGGCUGAGAUCUCAGUUCAGACAGAUCAUUCUGGAACUCUAAAGAGGUCACCAGUCCGAGCUCAGGUGGAUACUACAUUUGAUCUGCACAGAGGAGGAGAAAUAGAGAGUGACUCAGAUUUUACAUCUGACAAAGAUAAGAAACGUUCAACUCCCAUUGAAGUUGGUGUCAACGCUCAUCUGAAAGCAGAUGGUAUUAGCAUCUCUUCGGUCCCCAAAUCUCCAAAGGUAUUGUACUCUCCAGUAUCACCUGUGUCUCCUGGAAAGGGCACUCAGAAAAUGCUAACAGCUGAACCACCAAGACACCCAAGUAGCCCAAGAUCGCUGAAGGCCUCACAACGAUCUCUGUCUGAUCCUAAGUCUCUGAGUCCCACGAAUGAUGACAGAAUCAUGUACCAGUACUCAGAUGCCUGUUCAAGCAAAGGUUCACAGAGCAGUACUCCAGUGGGCUCCCACAAAAAAAUAAAGCGUACCCUUCCUCAUCCACCACCAGAUGAGGAUACUGUUGUUGGCCCCUUGGGAUACAGUACUGGUUCAUCUCGAAGAAGAAUGUGUAGAAAUACCACCAUGGCUAGAGCUAAAAUCCUGCAAGAUAUUGACAAAGAGUUGGAUUUGGUUGAGAGAGAGUCUUCCAAACUCCGCAAGAAGCAAGCAGAACUGGAUGAGGAAGAGAAAGAGAUAGAUGCCAAGCUAAGGUAUCUUGAAAUGGGUAUUAAUAGAAGGAAGGAGGCCUUAUUAAAAGAAAGAGAGAAGAGGGAGAGGGCAUAUUUACAAGGUGUGGCAGAGGAGCGUGACUAUAUGUCUGAUAGUGAGGUUAGUAACAACAGAGAGACACGGGGUAAUGGUCAUGGACUGGAACGACCAAGGACUGCCCCUCAGUCAGAAUUUAACCAGUUCAUUCCACCACAGACUGAAGCUGAUUCUCAGUAUGCACAACUUGCAUACUCUCAUUAUCAGUAUGCCUCCCAAAGUGAUUCCCCAAGUCACUAUUCCCAGCAAACUCUGUACCAACAGCCAUCACUUUAUCAUCAGCAGGUGUCUCCCUAUCAGACCCAGUCAAUAUACUCUUCAGUGCCCACACUUAGCCAGCAAUCACAACAAACAGGUUAUGACCAUGCCUCCCAACUCCUUCUAAUGCAACAGAAAACCCGGCAAACUACUUUGUCUGACUUGGAGCCAAAGAUAACCACUAAUUACGAAGUUAUACGGAAUCAGCCUCUCCUAAUUGUCCCCACAUCUACAGAGAGUGCCUAUGGGGUUUCACAUCUUGCAAGUAAAUACAAUAACCUAGACCUGAGGAUUGGGCUUGAGGAAAGAGGCAGUAUGGCCAGCAGUCCCAUGUCCAGCAUUUCAGCAGAGUCCUUCUAUGCAGACAUUGACCAUCACAAUGUCAGAAACUAUGUUAUGAUUGAUGACAUAGGUGAGCUCACAAAGGGGUCUAGAGGCUUGGGUUCAAGCUUUAAUGUUCCUGAUAAAGAUAUCAGCAAAAGUGAUCGGCUCCUUCGUGUUGCUGAUGUUCGUCGAACAGCAGAUGUGACUGACUUCAUUGGACCUCUGCAGGCCACUUCAAGAUUACAUUCAUAUGGUAAGCCAGAGGAUGACUCAAUGGAGGAGCCAUAUGAGUUAAAACUGCUAAAACAGCAAAUCAAGCAAGAGUUCCGGAGGGGCACAGACAGCCUGGAGCAACUCACAGGCCUUCCUCACUACCUACACACUGACAGUUUUAGACAUUUUCCUAAAUCUGAAAAAUAUAGCAUUGGAAGACUUACACUAGAAAAACAAGCUGCUAAGCAGCUUUCAGCCUCAGUCCUUUACCAGAAACAGUUAAAGAAUAAAAGAACACUAAUUGAUCCUAAAAUUACAAAGUUUUCCCCUAUACAAGAAAGCCGGGACCUGGAACCUGAUUACAGCAGUUUUUUACCUUCCACUGGCUCAGCAAUGGGAGGACUGUCCAGCAGAGCAAGGCUGCUUCAGGAUGAGAUCACUUUUGGCCUGAGGAAGAACCUAGCUGAGCAGCAGAAAUACCUGGGCUCUACACUCAGCAACAACCUAGCUCAAUCCCUGAAUCUUGGUCACUCUCUCAACCUUGGCCCACACUUGAGAUCAUCCCUCCAGGAUGAUGGCACUUAUCCCAGCGGCACCCGGUCCAGACCUUCUUCCAGGCCUUCCUCUGUAUAUGGACUUGACUUGUCCAUCAAAAGAGACCUUUCCAGCUCUUCACUAAGGUUAAAGUCAGAGGGUGAAGGCUUAGAUUCACAAUUUGGAAUAGCAAGGGUAAAACCAACAAGUUUACCUAUCAGCCAGAGCAGGGGCCGCAUUCCCAUUGUGGCACAGAACUCAGAAGAAGAGAGCCCGCUGAGCCCAGUUGGGCAACCCAUGGGUAUGGCAAGGGCAUCUGCAGGUCCACUACCACCUAUCUCUGCUGAUUCUCGGGACCAGUUUGGUUCCAGUCACUCUUUGCCAGAGGUACAGCAGCAUAUGAGAGAGGAAUCACGAACACGUGGCUAUGAUAGGGAUAUAGCCUUCAUUAUGGAUGACCUACAAGGAGCUAUGUCAGACAGUGAAGCAGGAGGUCCUAGCUGGAAAGUAGAAGCCUACCACCUGCAGCAUGAAGAGACUGACUGGUUUGAUAAACCGCGCGAGGGACACAGUGGAUCAAAGCCAGGACAGGAUAAAAGACAGGUGAAAGCUAUGCAUUACCCUUUCCCCCACACUCGCAUUAAACUACAGAGGGACCCUAGGGACCACAGUGUUUCAGGGGGUGGUUUUGGCAUACGAGUGGUGGGAGGGAAGGCGAUUCCAGGGACUAAUGGAGAGAUUGGAGCAUACAUUGCUAACUUGGCACCUGCAGGCACUGCUGAACUGUCAGGAAAGGUUGUUGAAGGAAUGCAGGUCCUGGAGUGGAAUGGAAUCCCUCUGAUGGGAAAGACCUAUGAGGAAGUGCAGAGCAUUGUGGGUCAGCAGAGUGGGGAAGUAGAGAUAUGUUUGCGCCUAGAUCUGAAUAUGCGCUCAGACUCAGACAGUCCCAAGUAUCUAGAGCUGCAUUCUCAGCUAAAAGUCGCUGAGCACCAGCGUUCUCCGGGUGUCGAUCCUAAGCAGUUGGCUGCAGAGCUGCAUAAGGUCUCUCAGCAGCAGGCUCCUUCCUCUGUGUUGACUGUGCUGGAGAAGGCAGGACAUCUUCACUCAGCGACAGCAUCCACUGCCUCCAGUGGGGUCCCCAGCCCAGGACAGCCUGGAUCUCCCUCGGUCAGCAAGAAACGUCACAACAAGUCAGGUGAUGGGGUGAAACCUCAACCACAUCCUAUCACUGGUGAAAUACAACUACAAAUCAAUUAUGACAAGAAUAUGGGUAACUUGAUCGUCCACGUUCUACAAGCCCGAAACCUUGCACCAAGAGACAACAAUGGAUAUUCAGACCCUUUUGUUAAGGUGUAUCUUCUGCCAGGGAGAGGACAAGUCAUGGUUGUCCAGAACGCAAGUGCUGAAAAUAAGAGAAGAACCAAAUAUGUGCAGAAGACCCAGAACCCUGAGUGGAACCAGACUGUCAUCUAUAAAAAUAUUCACCUCGAGCAGCUGAAGAGAAAAACCCUUGAGGUGACAGUAUGGGACUAUGCCAAAUAUUCCUCCAAUGAUUUCUUGGGAGAAGUGCUUAUUGAUCUGUCUAACACUGCUCAGCUGGACAACAUGCCUCGCUGGCACCCCCUAAAGGAACAAAGUGAAAGCAUCCACCAUGGUAGAGGACAUCCACCACAUGGAGGAGGCGGAGGAUCAGGUGGCCAAGGAGGCCAUGGAGGUCAGGGAGGACCUGGAGGAUCAGGUGGACCAGGGAGCACAGCGGGGCAACCAAGCAGCGAACAAUCCCCCAAAACCUCUGUCAUCAAGAGCAGAAGUCAUGGCAUCUUCCCUGACCCUGCUAAAGAUACUCAGGUCCCCACUAUUGAGAAAUCCCAUAGUAGCCCAGGCAGCUCAAAAUCCUCGUCUGAGACUCAUCUGCGUUCGCAUGGCCCCUCUCGCAGUCAGAGCAAGAGCAGUGUUACUCAGGCUCACCUUGAGGAUGCUGGGAACGCCAUAGCUGCUGCCGAGGCCGCAGUGCAGCAAGCCCGCCUCCAGCCAAACAGAGUAGGACACACACACAUGAAUGAUGGAGAUGAGUACACCCUGGACGGUGAGGAUGGCACAGGCACUAAUGCAGUGGACAGUGCUAUCUUUCAGGUGCCUCAGCUGAAGACGAUUCCUAAUGGUUUGGAUUUGAGAGGCUCAGACUCUCUGAAGAAUCUGCAUGACUCUGAAAGUAAGAACCAUAUGAUUGGAGAGAUCAAGGUGGCGCUGAAGAAAGAGAUGAAGACUGAAGGAGAGCAGCUGGUUCUUGAGAUUCUGCAGUGCAGGAAUAUUACUUACAAGUUCAAAUCUCCAGAUCAUCUGCCUGAUUUGUAUGUGAAGCUCUAUGUGGUUAACGUAGCCACACAGAAGCGGAUAAUAAAGAAAAAGACAAGAGUGUGCCGCCAUGACAGAGAGCCUUCCUUCAACGAGACUUUCCGCUUCAGUCUCAACCCGGCUGGUCACUCCAUUCAGCUGUUCCUGGUGUCUAACGGAGGGAAGUUUAUGAAGAAGACACUGAUUGGUGAAGCUUACAUCUGGUUGGACAAAGUGGACAUGCGGAAGCGAGCAGUGAGCUGGCACAAAUUAGUAGCCAGUUCUCCUCAUACGCAGCCCUGAUCCAUACCAACCAGUGCAGAAAUAAGUGACCAUGCUAGAAAAAAUGGAAGAUAAUGACAUUUCAGUAAUAACUGUGUCAUGAUUAAACCUUGUUGACAAUAGUCAACGGGCUUAAAAACUUUCUUAGCUCUUGCAAUUAAUGAACAGAGUGUUUAUAUGUAAGUGGAUGAAAUCAAAUUAAGCAAAAAAUAUAUAUAUAUAAAGAGAAAUCAGUAGCAAAAAUUCUGAUAUUUUCAGAAAAUAUAACCACCUCGUUCCCUCUCAGUCCACUGUAUAGUUUAUAUGAUUAAAUUUAUCAUAUCAGAUUAUGUUAUGUACAUACUGAGAAAAUAAAAUAAAAAAUGAGUUCAGAUUUUUUUAUGUGAUAAAUACAGUAUGAACCUUCAGCAUAGCUCCAUUAAGCACACAUGCUCAGUGAUGCUCAGUCUCUACUGUCUUACUAAUAUUUUGGAAACCAUUUCAUCCGAAUCUGAGAUUUUUAUGCAGUAUUUCAUUUUGUCUGUGAAAAAAAUGAAGUGUCAGAGGUUAUAUCACUUGGACGUCAUUCUUUCAAGAGACUGCAGUGGUGGUAAAAGAACCACUGCUGGUUUUAUUUCAUAUUCCGAGCACAUCUGUAGACCAUGAACUAUGUUCUUGAAAGAGCCUUAAGUGCUCUGAAAAGUCAUAGUAGAAACUACAUUGAAUCAAAUACAAAGAAUGAUUGUAUGUGUUCGUAUUUAUUUGAAAGCAUCUCAAAAUAAUUGUCAUGUAACUGUUCUGAUGUCAAAAGUGAGUCCUGUUUUGUGAUAAAGUUCUGUGUUCAAACAAAUAUGCAAUGAAAAAACGGACGAAAAAAAUAUAGAUGCAGAUUUCUGAAUUGGCUCAGCUGAAAUCUGGUCACUGUUGUAUUUAUUUCAAAUGGUGCCUGUAUAAAUGAGUGUCACCGUGGUGCAGUUUAAAGCUGUUACUUUUUUUCAUUGGCUUUUGGAAUGAAUAAUUGUUGCUGCUCAUCUCAGUUUUAGUAGCAGAAAAUCAAACAUAUUCACUGCCUGCACCAUAUCAGUGUAAAAAGAUGCGUAAAAGUACAAGUGUUUUUGGUUGUGCUCCAACACCAGACAGUGACCAUUGGUUUAGUUCCAAAAAUGAAGAUGAAGGAAUCAAUACAUGAACCCACAGAUCUUCUCAAAACAAAAGCAAUCAGUGUUUCCAUAUUGCUGUCAGUGUUUUUUUUUUUUUUUUUUUUUUUGCAUAUGGGAAAAAAGGAUCUUUAAUGAUUCGUUAAUGAUCAUAUUCAGUACAUUUUGUAAAGGUAGUGUACAGAUACAACUUGGGAUUGAGUGAAGAAAUGUUCGUGUGGUGACUGGGUUGCUGUCACACUGAAAUGAACUAUGUGCCAACCUAAUGUCCUAACCAAAUCCACUGCUUCAGUUUGGGUAUUUCUAUGCAACAUGAAUUAUGCCUGGAUGCAUUUCUUCAGAGUUUGAAAAAAUAUAUAUAUAUAUAUAUAAAUCUUUUCAACAUAAUUUUACUUUUAAUUUUACUUCGAAUGAAGAUAUAUAAAUAUAUAUAUGUAUAAACUGUUUUGACACAGUACAUUUUGAGAAUAUGCACUUUAGUUAAGUUUCUGUUCCAAUGUGUGUUGGACUUAUCAUUACGACUAUGUGAAAUUAUUGCUACAAGGAAUACAGUGACCCAUGAAUUGUCCUGGGGAAAAAAAGGCACCGCUUAAUCUAAAAUCUAAAAAAAAAUAAAAAUAAAUUUAAAAAAUUACCCUUGCUGGUGGUCUACAAACUAUGAGAGCGCACUUUUAAUGGCCAAUUAAAAUGAAUAUAAUUAUUUUUAUGUCUAUCGCAUUCCACCUCGAGUAGUGCUGUGUAUCUGGAUUUCAAUCAAAAGCUGUGUCCCCUUUAAAUAAUGACUGAAAUAUGGCUGUUGUCUCCUCUCUGUUGUGUCAGUGUAAUGUCCGCCUGGUUUGUUAUGCUGUAUUCCUGGGAACUAACAUGAUGAGUCUGAUGUAUUCAGUUGCAGUAAAUGGUGUGAAUGUGAAUUGAUUAUUUUUGAUUAUGUAAAUACAUAAGAUAUUUUCUAUAAGAAGAGGUUUGAAUAUUUAUUUGGUUUGACACUGAGCAUGUGCGUGUGAACUCAAGGUCAAUGUCCUGUCUGUACAUAUGUAUUUGUCUUAAUAUGUGAGCAAGUGAUCCAUGUGAUUAUCUGGAUGAUGUCAAUCAACCCACAUCAAUCUCUCUAAUAAAAUCUGUGUAAUCUUACACAAUGAAGAUAAUGAGGUGGAAAAAAAAAAUACACAAAAUCGUCAAUGAAUUUCUAUGGUUUUACAUGGAUGUUGCAUGUUCUGCUAGAUGUCUGUUGAUAUUUUUUGCCUACAGAUUCUGUUUAAAAAAGGAAAAAUGAGUACCUUUAUCUGAAAAAAUGUAUGCUGACUGUAAAAUGCUUGUAAAAUGAGUCUUGUUUUUUUUUUUCACUUGUAAAAAUGAGAAAUUUAAUGUCAUGGUUUUAUGGUUGUCCAUAGGAUGUCAUGAAAUUAUGCAAAUUGUGCUGUAGAAAAAGAAAAGAAAAGAAAAUAUAUGAAUAAAAAUGUUCCCUGAGUCUAAUAAAUAUUAGAGAUUCUAUUGUAAAUGUAAAAAUGCAUCUUUAUUUCCUUAUUCAGUUUCACACAGAAGGCCCUGUUUUUGGGCAGGAAUUAGGUUUAUUUUAUAUUGUGCAUUUACAUCUUACUGUAUACUGUAUCUCCAAAGUCCCUAGCAUUUUUAGAAAACAAGUGAAACCCAGGGUUGACAUGCAUAUCUCUAUGGACUUGCAUUAGCUUGCAAUCUUCCAUAUUCCAUAUAGGGGAUGUACUGAUGUAACAAAGUAGCUAAUGUCAACUAAUGUAGCAUGUACCAUUUUCCACUCUGUACACUGAAUCAUUUCAGCUGAAGGACCUAAAACAGAAACUAGUUGUCAAAAUGUAAGGCCUCCUUUUCUGUUAAUGAGGCAUCAGUAGGCCUCAUUUAUAAAGCUGGAUAUGAACAGAUUUAUUCGUAAAUUAUGUGUAGGAUAAAUAAGCAGAGGACAGGCUGGUGUAUGCAUAGCAGUAAACUGUAAGCAAUUGCCUCAGCUGAUAGAAGAUCAAGGUCUUAUGAGGGAACAGAUGUUAGAGACCUUUUUCUUUUUCCAGAGGAUGAAAGCUGGGUUAUAAAUUGGUUCCAUUUGCCACUGCAUCUUCUUUUAAUGCUGGGCAACACUUCCAACACCUCCUUUUCACGCAAGAUCCAUUUAUUUGCAACUAACACCAGUGUUUUGUUUUGUUUCUUUAGAAAUGCGAGUCAGUCUACAUUGGAAUUUUAAUGAUACCGUUAUUUACCAUAUGUUCAAAGUACAGUUUUCAAUUUCCAAAAUUUAGGCCAAAACUAAGAAAGAAAGAAAGAAAGAAAGAAAGAAAGAAAGAAAUGUUUUACUAUUAUGAAUCAGUUCAACCAGUGGUGUCGCUGGGGAUAGAUUUUGGGUUUGAUCCCCCCUGAAUUAUAACACACAUGCAGCAUAGCCCAUUAUACGGGUGUAUAUACAUUUGAUGUAUGUCAUUAUAGUGCAAUUAUUGUGCAAAACAAUUUUAUUUAAUAUCAAAUAAUAAAAGUGCAGCAGUUGCACUAUUAAUGAUGUUCAUGUUUUUUUUUUAAACAGUCAUCAUAUUUAGGAUUCCAUAUUUAACCACUCAAAAACUCAAAUGAACAAAUGAAUGAGCCCCUUACUUUAUAUAAUCAUGUUUUAUUGGGUACCAUGUGGUAAGAAACAGGAUUAAUCAAUCAGAAUCGUUCUUUUUUUUUUAUUUUUUAUUUUUUGCAGUUUCUGUUUGAAAACCAGCUCACUACACUCUGAGUGCAGGGAUUAUUUGUUUAUUAUAUGUGCACUUAGAGACACUGCAGUGACUGUGAGCUGUAUUUGUUGCCACUGUUCAUGAUCUCACUGGAAGUUUUGAAACGCUGCUACUUUAUGCUUCCGCAUUCGUAACGCGGAAGUGUGGAAAAGGUCUACAGCUAUGUAGUUGGCUUCAGAGCUAUCGUCAACAACUAAAGAGUAUAUUUAAAUAGAUAAAUGAAAUAAUAUAAAAUAAAUACAGUAAUAAAUUACAAUGCAGUUGAACACUAAAAUUUCUGCUUCACCGAUUUUUUAAGCAAACCUUAGCUAACAUAAAUUAGACAUGACUGGGGGAAACUCAUGCUGUGUCUCAAUCAACUCCCUAGCUCCCAAGGUCGUGAGUCAGUAUAUCAUGUACACAAGUUCUGGCAAUGUUAAGGACC
Messenger RNA from Pangasianodon hypophthalmus (striped catfish), 30132 nucleotides. RefSeq names its product piccolo presynaptic cytomatrix protein b (gene pclob). Gene Ontology annotation, molecular function: structural constituent of presynaptic active zone; metal ion binding; protein binding. The transcript has 38 exons. Gene Ontology annotation, biological process: presynaptic active zone assembly; protein localization to synapse. The record is from RefSeq and is a predicted model, not a curated record. Gene Ontology annotation, cellular component: axon; glutamatergic synapse; GABA-ergic synapse. NCBI's taxonomy places the organism in Eukaryota, Metazoa, Chordata, Actinopteri, Siluriformes, Pangasiidae. The coding region runs from base 524 to 25858 and encodes 8444 amino acids.